This is a messenger RNA of Fopius arisanus, 1679 nucleotides long. Its product is annotated as actin, clone 403. The record is from RefSeq and is a predicted model, not a curated record. Bases 271 to 1401 code for a protein of 376 amino acids. NCBI's taxonomy places the organism in Eukaryota, Metazoa, Arthropoda, Insecta, Hymenoptera, Braconidae. The transcript is spliced from 4 exons.
AUUAUAGGCGGUAAAAAAAUUUGUGGAGACGUGUAAAAGGCUGGUGAGAUUAUUUAGAGCAAGAGUGUUUGUACGUAAGUUUUACCAUAUAUGCUGAGGAUAAAACCGCGCAAGGUGUAGAGGGGAGUUGAUAUAAAGAGUGGAACAAGUGUCCCAGUGGCCACUUCGUGAAGACAUCCAAGUAUUGCGAUUUAUUUUGUGUGCUCUAGUCAAUUGGGAAUUUUAUUCUGUGAGGAUUUUUUUAAAUUUAUUCAAAUUGUGAGGAACAACAUGUGCGACGACGAUGUGGCUGCACUCGUGGUGGACAAUGGGUCCGGUAUGUGCAAAGCUGGAUUCGCUGGAGAUGAUGCACCUAGAGCUGUAUUUCCCUCCAUCGUCGGACGUCCCAGAUAUCAAGGAAUAAUGGUGGGCAUGGGCCAGAAGGAUUCAUACGUGGGGGACGAGGCCCAGAGCAAAAGAGGUGUCCUAACUGUCAAAUACCCAAUUGAACACGGUAUAGUGACAAAUUGGGAUGACAUGGAAAAAAUUUGGCACCACACAUUUUACAACGAGCUGCGUAUUGCCCCGGAGGAGCAUCCAGUUCUUCUGACUGAGGCCCCCCUCAAUCCAAAAGCCAAUCGUGAAAAAAUGACCCAAAUUAUGUUCGAGACUUUCAAUUCACCAGCGAUGUACGUCGCCAUUCAAGCUGUUCUAUCUCUCUACGCAUCCGGAAGAACAACUGGCAUUGUCUUGGACAGUGGUGAUGGUGUUUCCCACACUGUACCCAUUUACGAAGGGUAUGCACUGCCGCACGCAAUUCUUCGUUUGGAUCUUGCUGGUAGAGAUUUGACGGAUUACUUGAUGAAGAUACUUACUGAGCGUGGAUAUUCAUUCACAACAACUGCUGAGCGUGAGAUCGUUAGGGAUAUCAAGGAGAAAUUGUGCUACGUUGCUCUUGAUUUUCAACAGGAAAUGGCAACUGCUGCGGAAUCUAGUGCUCUUGAGAAGAGCUAUGAACUUCCUGACGGACAAGUCAUUACCAUUGGCAAUGAACGCUUCCGGUGUCCCGAGGCGAUGUUCCAGCCCAGCUUCCUGGGGAUGGAGUCCUGUGGAAUUCACGAGACGACUUACAACUCAAUAAUGAAGUGUGACGUCGAUAUUCGUAAAGAUCUGUACGCAAAUUCUGUUCUCUCAGGUGGUACCACCAUGUAUCCGGGUAUUGCCGACAGAAUGCAGAAGGAGAUCACUGCACUUGCUCCUUCAACCAUGAAAAUUAAGAUAAUUGCACCACCAGAGAGGAAAUACUCAGUAUGGAUUGGUGGCUCGAUCCUGGCGAGUCUCAGUACAUUCCAGCAGAUGUGGAUAUCAAAGCAGGAGUACGACGAGUCCGGGCCAUCAAUUGUCCAUAGAAAAUGCUUCUAAGCUCCAGUAAAUUCCCUCUGUCCCCCAGACCAAAUGUUUAAUCAAAAUAUAAUUAUUUAUUACUGACUAAUCAAGGUUAUUAAUUCGUCAAAUUAAUUUAUAUCUUUCUUCGUUCAAUUAAUUGAAUCUUUACGGGGAAUUUACUGCUAGGAUGUAUUUAAAAUUUUGAAUAUGUCAGGCUUUAUUAUUUUUUAGUGGUAAUUCAUUCAUUUUUAAGAGCCUUAAAGUGUAAGUGAAGAUGUAUCGCAGUUUGAAAUAUAAUUUGCACUGUUUCAAUA